CUGGACCCAGAGUUGUUGAAUUUUGGAAAAAUUUUCUCGAUGCAAAAAUAGUUUUCCCGAUACCACAAGAUAUGGAAAAAUACGAAUUAAAUGGUUUAGAAUCUUAUUCUACAAUCGAAGGCAGUCAUAUCUAUCUAAAUAAAGGGAUGAUUACCGAUUCAAAUGGUAGGCUAUACAACAAUGGAGAUAUCACCGAUACACAAUUGCCGUCAAAGCUGAUGGAUAACUUUGGAGGGAUUCUGUGCUUGCCGGAUGGCGCUUUCUUUCUCGGAGACGAGUGCGAAUAUGGAUCGAAACUUCUCAUACGAAAUUGCUAUCUGCAGUUGCUCGAGUUAAUCGAAAAGAAUCGUGAACCGGGUUCCCCAGCCGUUACUGGUUGCGCAAUUACUGGUACACCUGGUAUCGGAAAGACAUACUUUGGUUUAUACCUCCUCUUUUACAUUCGGUACAAAUAUCCUAAAGCGACAAUUAUCUGGAGGGGUGAUGAAGAUAUUUGUUAUCAAUUCUUGCCAGAUGGUAAUGUUCAAGAAGGAGAUUUCAGCCUGUUUCGCAAGACGCUAGAAAUUUCUGAUAACUUCUACAUUUCUGAUGCACAUACUAUGACACGGUGUAAAGCCUAUAAGUUCCUGCUCACAUCACCAAAGGCAGAAAGAUUCAAUGAGGCUGUAAAAUGGCGAGGGUUUACCAAGUAUUUUAUGCCAGUUUGGGAACUUGAGGAAAUUACCGCACUUUGGACUCUUUUAUAUAAAAGCGAAGCGUUCACGUUUGAAUUACUCGGGAACCUUCUGGAAAAGUGGGGACCUAUACCCAGGUCAGUUCUUUUAAAAUGGGACGAUGUGACAUAUCAGAAGGAUUACGAUAAUCUGGUUGAUAAAGCUAAUUUGGAAAAAUGCAUAAACUCUAUUGACAAGGAAGGCAUGCCCAGUGAUACAGCUAGUGGUAGACUCGUACACCUUGAUGUAGAUCCAACAUUUACGAAAGCUGUAUGUCGUUUUGCUUCUCCGAUGAUAUCUAACAAAAUAAUCCAGGAUUAUGAAACUAAGACAAGGAAGAGUGUUCGUGAUUUUAUCAUGAGCAGUUAUAAUUACCCAUCUGGAAUUGCAAAAGGGUGGCCAAAAUCAAAAACAUUUGCGUCGAUUGAUUCUUUUAGCUUUGAUAAUGAUAACAACACUUUGGAUUUGUACCAAAUUACUGUCUCAAAGAAUCACGGCAUAAAGAUAAAAGGACUUAAUGACCUCAAAUUCUCCCUCCCGUGGAUAGAUGUGAAUAAAAUUAAUUUAUACUUUGUUGUUCCAUCGGACAUCUUUGAAAGUUUUUCUCCGCAAAAAUACAAGACAGCUAAAGGUGAAGAUUAUCAAAGAAUUCCAGAAUGGAUUGAUAAAAUACCUCAAUAUGCAUUAGAGCUCAACUUCGAUUCAGGACAGAAGCGAUCUAGGGAUAUGAUAUUGGAAGACAAGGAAUGUGGAGAAGCAUCAGAGAUCAAUGUGGGUUCAGAACAAUAUAAUCUGAAACGUUCUAGCAAUAUGAUGUUGGUAGACAACGAAAGUGAUGGGGAAGUAUCAGAGGAAGAAAUGGAUAGAAAAGAUGUGAAGAAACUAAAAACAUAA
This is a messenger RNA of Diversispora eburnea, 1607 nucleotides long. NCBI's taxonomy places the organism in Eukaryota, Fungi, Glomeromycota, Glomeromycetes, Diversisporales, Diversisporaceae. The record is from the annotation of a GenBank genome assembly.